UGUUUGGUGACAUGACAUCCGCACUUGAGUACCUAGGUGUAGGGUGUAGUGAGAUCGAGUGAGAACCUUAACAUGUUUUGAAUUGAAUUUGCAGUUAAGUAUACGUUGUUAAAUUAAAUAUCGUUGAACCAGAAUUAUUUAACCAAUAUGUCUUCCCAACUAAUAGACAAGUUUAGGCAGCUUGACGCUUACGCUAAAACUUUGGAAGACUUUAGAGUAAAAACGGCCACCGGAGCGGCAGUAACUGUCUCAGGAGUAGUGAUAAUGAUUUUCCUAUUUCUUUCGGAACUACACACUUACAUGUCGCCGAAUAUAUCGGAGGAACUGUUUGUGGACACGUCAAGAGGACACAAGUUGCGAAUUAAUUUGGAUUUUGUUAUACCGACUAUUUCUUGUAACUAUUUGGUAUUGGAUGCUAUGGACUCAUCAGGAGAGCAGCAUCUGCAAAUGGAUCAUAAUAUUCACAAACGCAGACUAGACUUAAGUGGAAAUCCCAUAGAAGAACCAAAGAAACAGGAAAUUAUGACAACUACUAAACAUAUUGAAAAGCAAAAUAAAACUGAAGUAGCAAAGUUUACCUGUGGAAGCUGCUAUGGAGCAGCAUUUAAUGAAUCUCAGUGUUGCAACACAUGUGAUGAUGUUAAAGAGGCUUAUAGAAUAAGAAGAUGGGCAAUGCCAGACUUAACAACCAUUGAACAAUGCAAGGAUGAUGAGUCAGUGGAGAAAACCAGCCAAGCAUUUAAAGAAGGAUGUCAGAUAUAUGGCUAUAUGGAAGUUAAUCGGGUCGGAGGAAGUUUUCACAUUGCACCGGGCAAGAGUUUUACCAUCAAUCAUGUUCAUGUUCAUGACGUCCAACCAUUUUCAUCUUCAAUGUUCAACACCACACAUGUUAUCAAACACUUAUCAUUUGGAUCAGAUAUAAAAAGUGCUAAUACUGCACCCUUGGAUGGUAUUGUAGGUUUAGCAAAAGAAGGUGCAGUCAUGUUCCAGUAUUAUAUUAAAAUAGUCCCUACAAUGUAUGUAAAAUUAGACAAGACUGUUUUACACACAAACCAAUUUUCAGUGACCAGACACCAAAAAUCUGUUGCAAAUAUUAAUUCAGAGUCUGGCAUGCCAGGGGCAUUCUUUAGCUAUGAAUUAUCUCCUUUAAUGGUUAAAUACACAGAAAAAGAAAGGUCUAUUGGUCAUUUAGCUACAAACAUUUGUGCAAUAAUAGGUGGAGUAUUUACAGUGGCUGGAAUUCUAGACACUCUUUUAUACCAUUCAUUGAAUGCUUUUGGAAAUAAAGUCUCUUUAGGCAAAGCUGGAUAA
Messenger RNA from Pectinophora gossypiella (pink bollworm), 1311 nucleotides. RefSeq names its product endoplasmic reticulum-Golgi intermediate compartment protein 3. NCBI's taxonomy places the organism in Eukaryota, Metazoa, Arthropoda, Insecta, Lepidoptera, Gelechiidae. Bases 148 to 1311 code for a protein of 387 amino acids. The transcript is spliced from 8 exons. Gene Ontology annotation, biological process: endoplasmic reticulum to Golgi vesicle-mediated transport; retrograde vesicle-mediated transport, Golgi to endoplasmic reticulum. The record is from RefSeq and is a predicted model, not a curated record. Gene Ontology annotation, cellular component: endoplasmic reticulum membrane; endoplasmic reticulum; Golgi membrane.